ACACGAAGUUCAAAACAAUUUAGAAAUAACCUAAAAUCUGAGAAUUGUAAUCAUGCCUCUGGAUUAUAGAAGAUUUAACGGCCCAGAAGAUAGUAUAUCGUACAAGCAAUUUAGUCAAAAUAAUUCUAAAAAUUUUAAUGAACUUUUCAGUGAUGUGAUCGACGAUAAUGGGAUUCGAAAGGAUGGGCGCGCAUUGGAAGAAGCCCGAAGCUUGUGUAUGUUUUUUGCUAGGACCGACUUGAUAUCGCAAGCGAAGGGAUCCGCAUACAUAGAAUUAAAGAAAACUAAAGUUGUAUGCUCUGUUUUUGAUCCAAGGGAGAUAAUGCACCAAAAUGAAUAUAGUACCCUUGGACAAAUAUUCUGUGAAGUCAAAUUUGCUCCAUUUUCUUGUCCACGAAAACGGCGGCCUCAUGCGCCUGAUGCUGAGGAAAAAGCUUUGUCAGUAGCGCUGAGGAAGGCACUGGAGCCAACAGUAUGUCGCCACAAGUUUCCAAACUUCCAGAUUGAUGUAUUUGUAUACAUCUUAGAGCAUGAUGGGUCCUGUUUAGCUGCUGCAAUAAAUGCUGCAGGACUGGCCCUAGCAGAUGCAGCAGUUCCAAUGUAUGACAUAAUCACUGCCAGUUCUCUUGCUGUCAUAGACAACAAAGUGUUUGUGGAUCCUUUGGAGGCAGAAGAAUAUCUAGCUACAAUGAAUUCCAAUAAUGAAGCAAAUCAUGGAGUAAUCACUAUGUCAAUGUUGCCAGAGUUAAAACAAAUAGCAGAUUUUCGACAAAUAGGGUCAAUGGAUGUGGACUGUGUUACAAAUGCAAUGAAUGUUUUGGAGAAGGAAUGUGAAAAGAUUAUUCCAAAUAUCCAGCAAAUAAUUGUAUUGAAUGUUAUGCGUACAUUCAAACUUCAAAAGAGACUAGAUGAGGAGGCAAGAGAGAGGGAGGCUGCUUUAAAUGAAAAGAUGGAGGAAUGGAAAGCUUUAUUAAACUCUGGAUGAAAGAUA
Messenger RNA from Aricia agestis (brown argus), 991 nucleotides. RefSeq names its product exosome complex component MTR3-like. Lineage: Eukaryota; Metazoa; Arthropoda; Insecta; Lepidoptera; Lycaenidae. Gene Ontology annotation, biological process: nuclear mRNA surveillance; rRNA catabolic process; poly(A)-dependent snoRNA 3'-end processing. The coding region runs from base 53 to 985 and encodes 310 amino acids. The record is from RefSeq and is a predicted model, not a curated record. The transcript has 4 exons. Gene Ontology annotation, cellular component: nucleolus; nuclear exosome (RNase complex); cytoplasmic exosome (RNase complex).